Molecule: messenger RNA, 1709 nt
Organism: Asparagus officinalis (garden asparagus)
Lineage: Eukaryota; Viridiplantae; Streptophyta; Magnoliopsida; Asparagales; Asparagaceae
Product: transcription termination factor MTERF15, mitochondrial-like
Exons: 3
Coding region: 252-1157 (301 amino acids)
Biological process (GO): chloroplast organization; regulation of DNA-templated transcription
Cellular component (GO): chloroplast
Molecular function (GO): double-stranded DNA binding
Source: RefSeq, a predicted model, not a curated record
UCCCUUCUUUUUCCUCCUCCUGCUGCCGCCGUGGCCCCCACUUCCGAGCUCUGCAACUCCUCCGCCUCUCCUCCUCCACCUCCUCCGUCGCCGCCACUACAAGCCCAGCACGGCCUCCCCUCAGUAGCCAUCAUUUUAUUGUUGAUUACCUCGUCGAAGAACUCGGCUUCUCUCUGGAAAAAGCAACGAGAGCCUCCAAGUACAUCUCCUCCCUCAAAUCCCUCGACAAGCCCCAAUCCUUCAUCGCCUUCAUGAAAACCCACGGUUUCAGCGACGCCCAAAUCAACAAGAUCGUGUCUGGCUACCCAAAAUGCCUCGCCAUCAACCUCGACAAAACCCUAGCUCCAAAGUUCCGGGCUUUGAACGAGAUAGGCUUCUCCGGCUCUGACCUCACCGACCUUAUCAGUUCGAAUUGCAGGGUGUUGUGCCUCGAUUUCAACCGCAAAAUCCUCCCGAAGAUCCAGUUCUGGCAGAGCUUGCUCGGCUCUAGGGAGCAGCUCAUCAAGAACUUAAAGCGAAGCAACAGCUUCAUCGCCGACAGCGUCGAGAAGGCUGUCAAGCCCAAUGUCGCCUUCCUUCGAAGCUGUGGAGUCUCUGACGAGAGGAUCAGAAUGGUGGCGAGGAGGAGCCCGAGGUUCGUCACCCGAAGGCCACAAGCCCUGGCUGAAGCUGCGAGCCCUGCGAGCCGCGUCGAGAACGAGAUGGGUAUUGCCCGGGGCUCGGGGAUGUUUGUAUGGGCUCUCCUGACCCUGAGCAGCGUAAGCAAGAUCAAACUGAAUGGCAGUCUUGAGAUCAUGAAGAAGUUUGGGUGGUCGGAGGCUGACUUCAUCUCUGCAUCCUCCAAAGCUCCGAGCAUCUUGGACAUCUCCCAUAGAACGCUGUCUAAAAAGAUGGAGUUCUUGUUGAAGGAAGCUGAGUGCGAGCCGGUUUAUGUUGCUCAGCGUCCUUUGCUGCUGAUGUACAGCUUGGAGAAGAGGUUGAUUCCACGGUAUGAAGUUGUGAAGAUUUUGAGGUCGAGAGGAUUGCUUGACAGAGAGCCUAUGCUGGCUUCUAUCAUGUCUUAUUCAGAAAAGGGGUUUAUGGACAAAUUCAUUAUUCCUCAUAAACACAAGGUUCCACAGCUUCAGGAAAUUUAUGUGGAUGGGUGUGGAAAAUGACGAUUCUUUGCGUGUCUAUGCAAUUGAGUGUAUUCUAGUUGAUCCAAUUGGGUAUUACUUAAUCUUCAGCAAUCAACCACUUCAACUCUGCUAGUCUCAGGUUGAUAGGCUAACAUGGUCUCAGUAUCUGCUGAAAGUCUGAAAUGGAAGCAGAAGCAUGUAACCAUAAAUUUCGGCCUUACUUUGAACACGAAGGAGAAGAUGAAAAGAAUUAGGCUUGCACAAGAAAGGGAAUAUUGUUAUUGGUGGUUGUGAACAUAACUGAAUGCAGAUUGUCUACUACCUCAAUGGGAGCUUGCGGGAUUUUGUCGAUGGUGAUAAUAUUUAUGGUGUAAUGAUGUUGGCGCUUCUUAUAGGGUGUAAGAUUUGUUCGCGGUUCUUCUUCUAUAAUCUCUGUAUUUUCUUGCAGCAUGGGAAGUGUGAAGUCCGCUGGUUUAAGUAAAUGAUUGAAAUGUGCAAUAAUCAAAGUGUACGAAUAAUACCAGCUCCUUGAUGUUGUUGUUUGCGGAAUAACUGGGUUAAUGAGGAAAGUGCUUGAGGAUUUGGUCAAUA